Cyanidioschyzon merolae strain 10D is the source of this 825-nucleotide messenger RNA. RefSeq lists its product as hypothetical. The record is from RefSeq and is a predicted model, not a curated record. Lineage: Eukaryota; Rhodophyta; Bangiophyceae; Cyanidiales; Cyanidiaceae. The transcript has a single exon. Bases 1 to 825 code for a protein of 274 amino acids.
AUGGCAACGCUUACCCCAACGGAAGAGUCUACCAGUGCCCGCAGUCUUCGUCGUGACUUUCGGAAUACCUUUCGACACCUCGCUGCCGCGCUUUUUGCAGCUGUUUUAUCGGCUUGUGCCGACCAUCUGCAUCAGUGGAGCCUAUUUCCGGUCUCAGUUUCGAAACUGGUCUCUGUUGGAGUCUACGCAUCAAGCUGGCUUGUAUACUCCUGGCAAUGCAGCAGGAAGCCACAGAGGCUUACUUCGCGGCUUGUUUCGACAACGUCGCAACGCCGAGAACUCGCAACCAUUGUGGUCCACCGAGCCGGGGAAAGCUUUGGACACACGGCAAUGGUUGCCGGACUAUUCAUACGAACUGCCUCCUACCGGAUCAUUCUAACUUAUUUCGUGAUCGAAUACGUGGCAACCUGGGCAGGGUUCAGCGUUUGGAUCUCGGGACCUCGCUAUGCUCCCACGACACCGAAUGAAAGCUCGCAAGAGACCAGGCUUGAAAAGGCACCGGCACGCCAGCGAGUAUGGCGGCUUUUGGAGUUUUUGAAUGGACCCCAUGCCCUAGGUGUAACCCUCGGAUGGGUGCUCCCAUUCGUGCUCGUGACGUAUUGCACUUUUCGAGCGACGCGCGUGUCACCGACCGUGCAUUCGUCCUCCAUGAUGGCGGAAUUGAGCGCCAUCGGGCUCUGGCAAUCCGCUCGCAUGCGUAUCGCAGAGUGGCUGAUGUUUGUCGCAGGCGCAGCGCAUAUGCUAUGUAUAUGCGGCAACGUUCUCAUCACCACAAUAUAUCUUGCAACCGUGGAGCCAGAUUCCCGGCAGUCGAAGAAAGCGUAG